Molecule: messenger RNA, 444 nt
Organism: Desarmillaria tabescens
Lineage: Eukaryota; Fungi; Basidiomycota; Agaricomycetes; Agaricales; Physalacriaceae
Exons: 2
Coding region: 1-444 (147 amino acids)
Source: RefSeq, a predicted model, not a curated record
AUGAGCAAGGCUGAGAAAAAGGUUGAGAAGCUGGAGACAGAGCUAGGUCGGUUGCUGGAGUCAAUGGAACAUGUCGACUUCGAUGAUGGAGUCGAAGUCAAUGAUAUGUGCUGUCUCCUUGAUGACAAGGCCCACUUGAUUGGAGACCUUUAUAGCUUUGUUAUCUCCAUAAAAGCGGAGAGAAGCGAUAUGCUUCCUCUUAGAACCCAACUUAUUGAACACCUCCGAAGCAUGGAGUUGCAAAUCACUGUCAUUGGUACCCAGUUACCCACACCUGCAGGUCUGGUCAUGUAUGAUGCUGGACAUAUAUAUGAUGAUGGAAUAGACAAUCUUAACCUCAUAGCACAGCUCAUGAUUCUUCUGGGGGUCGUAUGCAAUAUUGUCAUGCAAAUCUCAAAAGGGGGCUGCAACUUCAUUCUUGGAGUCGCUGGACUCAUUUCAUGA